Messenger RNA from Staurois parvus, 780 nucleotides. Lineage: Eukaryota; Metazoa; Chordata; Amphibia; Anura; Ranidae. The record is from the annotation of a GenBank genome assembly.
AUGAGAACUCACACUGGAGAGAAGCCGUAUCAGUGUUCCGAAUGUGACAAAGUUUUUGAAACCAAGAAAGAGCUUAUCAAGCACCUGAGGAUUCACACUGGAGAGAAGCCGUAUCAGUGUUCCGAAUGUGACAAAGCUUUUACAAUUCUGCAAGAUCUCAGCAAACACAUGAGAACUCACACCGGAGAGAAGAAGCCCUAUGAGUGUUCCGAAUGUGACAAAGCUUUUAAAACCAAGAAAGUGCUUAUCGCGCAUCAGAGGAUUCACACCGGAGAGAAACCAUAUCAGUGUUCCGAAUGUGACAAAGCUUUUACAAUGAAGCCAAAUCUUAUCAUACACCAGAGGAUUCACACUGGAGAGAGGCCAUAUCAGUGUUUGGAAUGUGGCAAAGAUUUUACAAUGAAGUCAAAUCUUACCGCACACCAGAUGAUUCACACCGGAGUGAAACCGUAUCAGUGUUCAGAAUGUGGCAAAGCUUUUAUAAUAAAGAAAACUCUUAUCAAACACCAGAUGCUUCACACUGGAGAGAAGCCAUAUCAAUGUUCUGAAUGUGACAAAGCUUUUACAGACAACAGAGGGCUUAACAGACACCAGGGGGGUCACACCGAAGACAAACCACAUAAAUGUUCUGAAUAUGGCAUUGCUUUUGCACAAAAGGCAACACUUACCCAACACCAGAAGAUUCACACCGGAGAGAAGCCCUAUCAAUGUUCUGAGUGUGAUGAAGCUUUUACACUUAAUUCUGAGCUAAUCAAACACCAGAGGAUUCACACGCUUUAA